AUGGCGGCGUUGCGCUGCGUUCUCGCUUCGGUUCUCGUGGCGGCGGUGGCUAUGGCGGCGGACGCGCUCGGGGUGAACUGGGGCACGAUGUCGACGCGCCGGCUGCCGCCCAAGGUGGUGGCGCGGCUGCUCGCGGACAACGGGUUCCGGAAGGUCAAGAUCUUCGACGCCGACGAGCGGACCAUGGCGGGGCUCGCCGGGACGGGCAUCGAGACGAUGGUCGCCGUGCCCAACGACCUGCUCGCCGCCGUCGCCGACUACGGCCGCGCCAGGGAGUGGGUGAAGGAGAACGUCACCAAGUACACCUUCGACGGCGGCGUCAACAUCAAGUUCGUGGCGGUGGGGAACGAACCGUUCCUCCGGGCGUACAACGGCUUGUUCGACCGCGUCACCGUGCCGGCGCUGAGGAACAUCCAGCGUGCGCUCGACGAGGCCGGGCACGGCACCAAGGUCAAGGCGACGGUCCCCGUGAACGCGGACGUGUACGACUCGCCGCCGGGCGACCCGGUGCCGUCGGCGGGGAGGUUCCGCGCCGACGUGGCCGGGGUCAUGGCCGAGAUGGUGCGCUUCCUCAACCGGAGCGGCGCGCCGCUGACGGUAAACAUCUACCCGUUCCUCAGCCUGUACGGGAACGACGACUUCCCGCUCGACUACGCCUUCUUCGACGGCGCCAGCAAGGCGAAGCCGGUGGUGGACGGCCGGGUUACCUACACCAACGUGUUCGACGCCAACUUCGACACGCUGGUGUCGGCGCUGAAGAGGGUCGGGCUCGGCCACCUGCCAGUCAUGAUCGGCGAGGUCGGCUGGCCGACAGACGGCGACAAGCAUGCCACGCCGGCGCUGGCGAAGCGGUUCUACGCGGGGCUGCUCCGGCGCCUCGCGGCGAGGAAGGGCACGCCGCUGCGCCCCGGCGCGCGCAUCGAGGUCUACCUGUUCGGGCUCAUCGACGAGGACGCCAAGAGCGUGGCGCCGGGAAACUUCGAGCGCCACUGGGGCCUCUUCACCUUCGACGGCCGGCCCAAGUUCCCCCUCGCCCUCCGCGGCGGGCGCCCCACGAUGCCCGUCCCGGCCAGGGGCGUCGAGUACCUGCCCCGUCGGUGGUGCGUGCUGAACCCAGACGCCGGCGACGACGCCGCGGGGCGGGUCGCGGACAACGUCGGCUACGCUUGCGGCCGCGCCGACUGCACGGCGCUGGGGUACAGGUGCAGCUGCGGCGGCGCGCUGGACGCGCGCGGGAACGCGUCGUACGCGUUCAACGCCUACUACCAGGCGCAGGGGCAGGCCGAUUCGGCGUGCGACUUCCAGGGGCUCGCCGUCGUCGUCGACGAGGAUGCGUCGCGGGGCAAGUGCAACUUCAGCGUGCAGGUCGUCGGGUCGGAGGCUCCGGCGGCCACAGUGGUGGCGGCGGCGGCGGCUGUGGGUACGGCGGCUCUGCUUCUCGUGUUGCUUUGA
Panicum hallii is the source of this 1452-nucleotide messenger RNA. Its product is annotated as glucan endo-1,3-beta-glucosidase 8-like. The record is from RefSeq and is a predicted model, not a curated record. NCBI's taxonomy places the organism in Eukaryota, Viridiplantae, Streptophyta, Magnoliopsida, Poales, Poaceae. The coding region runs from base 1 to 1452 and encodes 483 amino acids. Gene Ontology annotation, biological process: carbohydrate metabolic process. Gene Ontology annotation, molecular function: hydrolase activity, hydrolyzing O-glycosyl compounds. Gene Ontology annotation, cellular component: plasma membrane. The transcript is spliced from 2 exons.